AUGAACAAACUGAAAACUGCACAACGCGACAAAGUGCGAGAUUUUAUGCAAUGGACACAAAGCAAUGAAAAAACGGCAAUUCAUUGUCUGAGUAGUCAGAACUGGAAUCUGGAGUUAGCCUGCGAUGCUUAUUACCAGAAUCCACAAUUGUAUAUGUGUAUGGCAGAUAUGGUUGACCAAAGAAGUCUUCACGCUUUUUUUCUCAAAUAUGCAAAUAAUAGGCAGGACAAUGACCCAUCAUGUAUCGGACCGCAUGGAAUGCUGCGCUUCCUAACAGAUCUUGGUUUAAAUCCAGCUGAUCGAAGUGUAUUGAUAUUAGCUUGGAAACUCAAAGCAAAGACUCAGUGCGAGUUUACCUGGGAGGAAUUCAGUACCGGUCUCAACGAGAUGAAAGUAGAUUCUUUGGAGAAAUUGAAAGCAAAAAUGCCAACGCUAAGCGAGGAACUUAGGAACCCUAUCAGUUUCCGAGAUUUCUAUCAAUUUACUUUCAAUUACGCUCGUGCAUCUCCACAGAGGACGUUGGAAGUAGAGACGGCGAUUGCUUAUUGGGAAAUUGUUUUCGGCGGCAAUUUCGGUUAUCUUCCUUUAUGGACUAGUUUCCUUCGAGAAAAGGAAGUGAAAUGUAUACCACGUGAUACGUGGAACUUACUCCUUGAUUUUUCUUUGACGAUUGCGCCAGAUUUCAACAACUAUGAUGCAGAAGGAGCAUGGCCUGUUUUGAUUGAUGAAUUUGUAGAAUAUGCAAGAAGUAAAAUACAGUCAUAG
Brugia malayi is the source of this 765-nucleotide messenger RNA. RefSeq lists its product as uncharacterized. Gene Ontology annotation, cellular component: ubiquitin ligase complex. Gene Ontology annotation, molecular function: ubiquitin conjugating enzyme binding; ubiquitin-like protein binding; cullin family protein binding. NCBI's taxonomy places the organism in Eukaryota, Metazoa, Nematoda, Chromadorea, Rhabditida, Onchocercidae. Bases 1 to 765 code for a protein of 254 amino acids. The transcript is spliced from 6 exons. The record is from RefSeq and is a predicted model, not a curated record. Gene Ontology annotation, biological process: protein neddylation; positive regulation of ubiquitin-protein transferase activity.